Phasianus colchicus (ring-necked pheasant) is the source of this 1981-nucleotide messenger RNA. RefSeq names its product ADP-ribosyltransferase 4 (inactive) (Dombrock blood group) (gene ART4). Gene Ontology annotation, molecular function: NAD+-protein-arginine ADP-ribosyltransferase activity; NAD+ poly-ADP-ribosyltransferase activity. Lineage: Eukaryota; Metazoa; Chordata; Aves; Galliformes; Phasianidae. The record is from RefSeq and is a predicted model, not a curated record.
GCCCUUUAAUUGGAAGGGUGACUGCAAAGCAGCUAGCAGAGAUAGAUUGUUCUCGAUGUAGAAUCUGCAUUUAUGCAUUCAGAGUGCAACCAUGUAAUCAGGUCAACAAGGUGCCACUCUGCAGUGGUGUAGGUGGAAGAUUGGCAGCACGCUAUUAGGAACUGGGAGAAGCUAAAGAGGAGAGAGACAUUUAUGUUAUCUCUGCCUCCAGAUGGGAUCCCAACCUACUGUGCAUUUCUGGGUAGUCUUUAUCAGAGCUCUGCACGUCCUGAAAAUGACUUUUUAAACUCUCAGCCAGGGAGUACUCCCAACCUGACAUAUACACCUCAGGAGAGAACUGUCCUAGACCUCUCCAAGUCAGAUUCCCUUCUCUUUGCAAGAGCAAGAGUGCAAAAUACCUUGGAAUAAAGAGAAUUAUCAAGGCAAAGGACAGCUGCCCUGACUGAAGUUGGAGUGAAGAAACAACUCAUGAAGUCUCAAUGCAUCCAGACCCUCGUUUGUGGAUUGUGGGCACGCUUCUACCAGUAAGCUGACUGUUGGGCUUGAUCAACGACAUCUGAAUUGCUUGAAGAAUCCACUGGGUGAUCUUUGGUUGAAGAACUGUCACCAAAAUUGGACAGUAAAAUACAAACUCCAGAACUCCAGAAAAAAAUGAGAAAGAAAUGAAUGCAAAGGUUCUCUGCUUGAGCUCAGUGUUUUUUAUAAUGUCUUGGGAAGACUCCAGGAUGUCAGUGCUUCUGCUGGCCAGCAUUCUGUUGCUGAUCUUGCAAAGAUUGGCAGUGUCCCACCUUAUGAUGGAUAUGGCUCUACAUUCCUUUGAUGACCAGUACCUGGGUUGCAGAGAGCAGAUGAUGGAAGAACUGGAGCGGGGAGACUAUUUCCAGAAGGAAAUAGCUGCUAGUAAGAACUAUUCGAGCCUCUGGAAGAAGGCUCAGGAAGCUUUGCUGAAGAGCCCUGUAGGUCUCCUGAGGGAGAUGCAUGAUAGUCAUGCCACCGUCCUCAUGGCUUACACCAUGAAUUCUUCCCUGCACUCUCAGCUGAACUGGGCCACAUCCACAGCAGGAAGGUCUCCAGAGCAUUACAGAUACAACUUCAGCUACAAAUAUUUUCACUUUUACCUAACGACAGCUAUCCAGAUAAUGAAGCAAUGGCAGAGCAGCAAGGAUGGCAUGGGGAAACGUCACUGUUACCGGGUGCACAGAGGUGUGAAGGACUUAUAUAUUGAGGCUACAGUUGGCAGCUUGGUGCGAUUUGGCCGUUUCACCUCCACCUCUCGCCUCUGGAAUGAAGCCCAGAAAUUUGGGAAUGAAACUUUGUUUACGGUGACAACCUGCCUGGGAGCAGCUAUGCAAGGCUUUUCUUACUACACAUCUGAGAAGGAAGUCCUCAUUCCCCCUUACGAGAUAUUCCUUGUCAAAAACUUCUUUCGGACGCAGCACGGUAACCGGCUCCACCUGCAUUCUGUAGGGAACUACAGCAAGUACUGCUGCCAGCUCUUGGAAGCUUCAAGAAUCAAGAACAAUGGAUCUACUGCCUCUGCCUCCGUCAUUCUUUUUAGUGCAGUUGGCGUUUUAUUGUACUGGGCCAGGCAAUGACUGAUUCUCUGGCUACAUCCAGAUAUAUACACUUGAAUAACAGACAAGAAAAAACAGCUGGGUGAACUGCUUGGCUUUCUGAGCAGCUCCAUGAAAGCUUGGUGCUGCCAUCCCAUUGGAAAUCCCAUGUCAAGAAAUGCAGAACUUUAGGCACCUGAGAAAUGCUAGCAUUUCUCAGAUUAGAGAGCACUUAAAGAAGGUGAGUGUCUUUGUUUUUUGGGAAGACUGAAAUGAGUUGCUGGACACUCAGCAUUUCUGACAUCAGAUAUAGACACAUGCAAUGGCAGAGACCAUCAUGUAACUAUUUAAAUGUAGUGGCAUGCUCUAUCAAACUGAUCAGCUGCUUCUACAGAAAUCCUGAAACAUGUUUGCCUGCACAGUUUGAA